Molecule: messenger RNA, 940 nt
Organism: Folsomia candida
Lineage: Eukaryota; Metazoa; Arthropoda; Collembola; Entomobryomorpha; Isotomidae
Product: trypsin delta
Exons: 7
Coding region: 95-886 (263 amino acids)
Biological process (GO): proteolysis
Molecular function (GO): serine-type endopeptidase activity
Source: RefSeq, a predicted model, not a curated record
AAUCAGACAUUACUUGACAAUUCUACAAGCCAGAGCUGCUGAAAUUAAUAAUACACUUUUUUAACUUGGUAUAAUUUCCUAGUUAUAUUUUGAUAUGAAAUUAAUUACCUUUGUCAUCGUAGUUUUUACCGCGUUAUUGGGAAAUACGCAAAGUGUGGAAGGUCACCCAACCAAUUUUACGACCAAUGGGAAAGGAAUAGAAAACAAUAUUCUAAUCGUUGGCGGAGAACCAGCGAAUAUAGAAGAUUUUCCAUACCAGGUUUCCCUUCAAUUCAAUGGGGCGCAUUUUUGUGGAGGAUCACUCAUUUCUCCAGACCGUGUUCUGACAGCAGCGCAUUGCACCAAUGGCAAAGAGGCUAGCACUUUAAGUGUUCGGGCCGGAUCCUCUUACCAUAAAGCAGGCGGGCAAGUAAUCAGUGUGAAAACAAUAUGCCAGCAUCCGCUCUUCAAUUCACUCCUUAUGACUUAUGACGUGUCAGUCCUGACCUUAGAGUCAAGUUUCGUGUUGGGUCCCGCAGUGCAGACGAUAGCUCUGGGUUCUUCGAGGCCAAUUGCCGGAACACCUGGCACGGUUACUGGCUGGGGACGUCUUUGGGAUAAUGGCCCAAUACCUGCCCUGCUGCAAGUAAUCCAGGUUCCAGUGGUCCAUCAGUUACAGUGCGCGACUGGAUAUCUUCCCAAGCUAAUAACAAAUACGAUGAUGUGUGCAGGUUUCCUAGGUGUAGGCUGGAAAGACGCUUGUCAAGGUGACUCUGGAGGGCCUUUUGUGAUGGAAGGUGUUCAAUUUGGAAUUGUAAGUUGGGGACAACCGAGUUGUGCCGACCCAAACUACCCCGGGGUUUACACGUUUGUUGGGAGCGUGCAGAAUCACAUUGAUGCUUGUUAAUAAUUUUCGAUCGUGGGGAAUAUUAAAAAAAUAAAGUGAAAUUAACCAAUUGAA